Molecule: messenger RNA, 2048 nt
Organism: Alosa alosa (allis shad)
Lineage: Eukaryota; Metazoa; Chordata; Actinopteri; Clupeiformes; Clupeidae
Gene: desmb
Product: desmin b
Exons: 10
Coding region: 115-1572 (485 amino acids)
Biological process (GO): skeletal muscle organ development
Cellular component (GO): intermediate filament; Z disc; sarcolemma
Source: RefSeq, a predicted model, not a curated record
CGAAGAAACAGCAACACACACCUCCGGUCACUCUCUGGUCUUUCUCCCGUCUCGCUCUCGUGCACUCUCUGGUCUUUCUCCCGUCUCGCUCUCGUGCACUCUUCACCCAGCACCAUGAGUCGCUACGCGUCCUCCUCCGCCGCCCAGUCCUCCUCCUACCGCCGCACCUUCGGCAGCCCCGGCUUCGUGUCCACUCCGGCCGGACGCAACCUCUACGGCUCGCACACCUCCUUGGGAGGCCUGGGUGGGUCGUCCGGCGGGGCCCGCGUCUCGUCCCGCGUCUACGAGGUCCACAAGACGUCCACCGCGGCCACUCCCGGCUACGGCGGCUCCUAUCGGGCCUCAUACGGCAUCCCGGGGCUGACCUCUGCGUCCGCCGCCUCCGCGGGCCGCUACGCCGGCAUGGGCGAGACGCUGGACUUCAGCCUGGCGGACGCGCUGAACCAGGAGUUCCUGGCCACACGCACCAACGAGAAGGCGGAGCUGGCGCACCUGAACGACCGCUUCGCCAGCUACAUCGAGAAGGUGCGCUUCCUGGAGACGCAGAACCAGGCGCUGGUGAUCGAGAUCGAGCGGCUAAAGGGCCGCGAGCCCACGCGCAUCGCCGACCUCUACGAGGAGGAGAUGCGCGAGCUGCGGCGCCAGAUCGAGAUGCUGACCAACCAGAGGUCCCGCAUCGAGCUGGAGAGGGACAACCUGGCCGACGACCUGGACAAGAUCAGACUCAGACUACAGGAGGAGAUUUUACAAAGAGAGGAGGCGGAGAGUAACCUUACGGCUUUCAGAGCAGACGUGGACGCGGCCACCUUGGCCCGCCUGGACCUGGAGAGACGAAUCGAAACCCUUCAGGAGGAGAUCUCCUUCCUAAAGAAGAUCCACGAAGAGGAGAUCCGUGAGCUUCAAUCCCAGAUGCAGGAGACUCAGGUGCAGAUCCAGAUGGACAUGUCUAAGCCAGAUCUGACCGCCGCUCUGAGGGACAUCAGAGCCCAGUACGAGGCCAUCGCCGCCAAGAACAUCUCCGAGGCUGAAGAUUGGUACAAGUCCAAGGUGACGGACUUGAACCAGGCGGUGUCGAAGAACAACGAGGCUCUGAAGCAGGCGAAGCUGGAGACCAUGGAGUUCAGACAUCAGAUUCAGUCCUACAUGUGUGAGAUCGACUCGCUCAAGGGCACAAACGAGUCUCUGCUGAGGCAGAUGCAGGACAUGGAGGAUCGUCACGGCCGCGACGCGGGCGGUUUCCAGGAGACCAUCACACGUCUGGAGGCGGAGAUCGCCAACAUGAAGGACGAGAUGGCGCGCCACCUGCGCGAGUACCAGGAUCUGCUCAACAUCAAGAUGGCCCUGGACGUGGAGAUCGCCACCUACAGGAAGCUCCUGGAGGGAGAGGAGAGCAGGAUCUCUAGGCCCAUGCAGGCCUACUCCAGCAUGAGCUUCAGAGAGACCAGCCCUGAGCACCAGCGCGCCUCCUCCUCUGAGCUGCACUCCAAGAGAUCCGUCCUUAUCAAGACCAUCGAGACCCGCGAUGGAGAGGUGGUCAGUGAGUCCACACAGCAUCAGGAGGAUCACCUGUAGGCAGCAGAAACUUCAAACAAACACACGCACACACACACAAACUAGGGGUUUCGUCAACUAGUUGACUAUUAAAACCACUAGUCAGUGCUAUAGGCAGCAGUGAACUAGUCAUAGACAGAGUGGCUAACGGCUACACAGGCUAGGCCUUAUAUGCAUGGAAGCACUUCACUGAAAAAGAGACCUGCUUCACAGUGACAUGUAAGUUGUGUAUUAAAGUACAAUAUGGAUAACCAUCAAAAGAUGAAACACCUGCUGCAAACAGCUAGUGCUAGCAGUAAUGUUAGCACCUGCACUGUACUGGCAUGUAACGACUAGUUGACAACUAUUAUGACUUGCAUUAAGACUUGUCAACUAGUAAACAUCAGUAGUUACGAAAGCCCUAACACAUGCACACACAUACACAUUUAACAAAAAGAUAUUUAACAAGUGAUGUCCAGUCUAAAUAAACACACAAGAGACUGACAACCUGCAUCCUA